AUGGAACCUGGAUAUCUGACCUUGGUAUUUGGCCUCAUUUCGAUGCUGUGCAUCAUCCUCGUCAACGCUUCGGACUACUGUUGGGUGUUUUUCCGUCUUUCAUCUGGGUUACCACCGGGUCCCAGGCGACUGCUCUUCGUGGGAAAUGUGCUGCAGAUACCGAUGGAGUACCAGUCUCGAACGUUUGGCGAAUGGGGCCAGAAAUACGGAGACAUCAUCUAUAUCAAGCUCUUCCACACACCAGCCAUCGUUUUGAACUCUGUCAAGGUGGCACAAGACCUGUUGGCUAAGAGGAGCUCCAAAUACUCGGACAGACCUUCGCUUCUUUUCAUGAAGAAGAUACUAGGCUGGGAUCCAGCCACCCCGUUCAUGUGUUAUGGCGAUAGAUGGCGCAAGCACCGAAAGUGGAUCCAAACUGCUUACGGGGAACGCACAUCACUCGUCGGGCAUAGGACGCUCCUAAAGCGGGAAUGCAUGGUUCUAGUGCAGAAUCUGAUGGUGUCGCCCGAGAUGUUUCUGAUACAUCUCAGGAGAUUCCCUGCGUCUUUGGUCAUGACGUCGCUCUACGGGCAACCGAUACAGUCUAUGGAGGACGAACACUUCGGGAUGGCAGAGUUCGCAAUUCACGUCACUGCCAAGGCAGGAGAAUCUGCCGGCUCGUUGAUCGAUUUCUUUCCUUUCCUACAGUAUGUCCCGGACUGGUUGCCUGGCGCUGCGUCCCUUGGGGAGGCACGACAGGUUCGACAGUCAACCCGUCGUUUGUUCGAUGAUCCGUACAAUAUCAUCAAACGUCAAGUGGACAACAACGAAGAAGUAUGUGAUUGUCUCAUCGCAGCUCUGUAUCGCGAGUCUGUGAGGAACGGCUCACUAGCGGACGAUGAAGACGACAUCAAGGGCGUCGGUGCGUCUGUAUACUCUGCGGGAGUUGAUACGACGUCCAUUGUCCUGUCGACGUUCAUAUUGGCCAUGGUACUGCACCCCCGCGUGUAUGUCAAGGCUCGCGACGAGAUUGAACACAUUGUCGGCAUAAAUAAUCUGCCUACGCUCGAGCAUAGAGGCUCAUUGCCGUAUGUUAACUGCAUCAUUCAAGAACUAUAUCGCUGGAAUCCGCCAUUGCCUCUGGGACUGCCUCAUCACCUGCAGUCGCGCGAUGAGUACAGAGACUUCCACAUUCCUGAAGGUUCAAUGGUUUUCGCGAAUAUAUGGCAAAUGUCCCGCUCCGCCGAAUUCUAUCGCGAUGCAGAGUCGUUUCGCCCUGAGCGAUUUGAGGACCUGGACGCGAAUGUCGACGUGUUAUCUGAUUCUCGUAACUACGUGUUCGGCUUUGGGAGACGCAUCUGUCCAGGAAGGUACUUUGCCGAAGACGCGAUCUGGUCAGCAAUUACGCACAUCAUUGCGAUCUUCGAUAUCGAGAAAGCAUACAAUGCGGAUGGUGGCGAGAUCACACCUGCUGUUCAUUUCCGUCCGGGCCUCACUAGCCCUCCUGCGGAAUUCAGAUGCAAGAUCUAUCCGCGUUCAUCUGAGCUAGCGUCUCUGAUGCUAGCCGGGCACUUGCAUGAGUAG
This is a messenger RNA of Postia placenta MAD-698-R-SB12, 1563 nucleotides long. RefSeq lists its product as hypothetical. The transcript is spliced from 13 exons. Gene Ontology annotation, molecular function: oxidoreductase activity, acting on paired donors, with incorporation or reduction of molecular oxygen; heme binding; monooxygenase activity. The record is from RefSeq and is a predicted model, not a curated record. NCBI's taxonomy places the organism in Eukaryota, Fungi, Basidiomycota, Agaricomycetes, Polyporales, Adustoporiaceae. Bases 1 to 1563 code for a protein of 520 amino acids.